AUUGUGUCGGUGAUGUCCGAGCUGGACUUUGAGCGAGCCAGAGAGUACAUGGUGACGGUGGAGGCCCGGGACGGCGGCAUUCCGCCGCUCAGCAACCACGCCACCGUCAACAUCACCGUGCUCGACUGCAACGACAACGCGCCGGUGUUCGGGCAGGAGGUGUACAGCGCUGUUAUCCGCGAGGAUGUGGCCACAGGAGAGCGCCUUCUGCAGGUGCACGCGGCUGACCUGGACUCGGGCGCCAACGCUCGGGUGCGUUACUCGGUGACCGGCGGUGACCAGCACAGCCAGUUUGCCAUGGACGCCGACUCGGGCUACCUCUAUGUCGCCACGCAGCUCGACAGAGAAAUGGUGUCCAGCUACAGUCUGGAUGUGACGGCGACGGAUGGCGGCGAUCCCUCGCUCAGCUCGUCCGCCCAGAUCAACGUCCACGUCAGCGACGCCAACGACAACCCGCCAGUCUUCUCUCAGUCUCGCUACAGCGCCAUUAUUCAGGAGGAUAAGCCUCCCGGCCACCCGAUGCUGCUGUUCUCUGUGACGGAUGCUGACGAGGAUCCGAACGCCGGCCCGUUCACGUUCGAGGUGGCCGAGGGCAACGGCGGCAACUGGUUUGUGAUCACGGCCGGCGGACAGUUGCGCACGGCCGCCAAGUUUGACCACCGGCUGCGCAACUCGUACAAGCUGCUGGUGCGCGUCUACGACAACGGUGAUGACGUGCGCUUCUCCGAGACCUGGGUCGACGUCAAGAUAAUCGAGGAGCCGCAGUACCCGCCGGUGCUGAUCCCGCUGCACGUGUCGAUCCAGUCGUACCAGGACAGCUUCCCGGGCGCCGUGGUGGGUCGCGUGCACGCCUCCGACCAGGACCCGUACGACCGGCUGCAGUUCGGCCUGGUGGCCGGCCAGGCCGGCCUCGAGCGCCUGUUCGAGCUGGACCCGGACGACGGCUCGCUGGUGACGCUGGCCGGCAUUGACGCCGGAUUGUACCGGCUGAACGUGUCCGUGACGGACGGCAAGUUCACCAGCCACCACGGCCGUGACGGUGGAUCCUCCACGCCGCGAGCGUUCGUGCUGAGCUACAUGAAGCCGUUCCGGCGCGCGCUGCGCAAGCAGCUGAAGGUGCGCGCUAAGGACGUGCUGAUUCUGAGCGUGCACUGGUGGUGA
Molecule: messenger RNA, 1161 nt
Organism: Pollicipes pollicipes
Lineage: Eukaryota; Metazoa; Arthropoda; Thecostraca; Pollicipedomorpha; Pollicipedidae
Product: fat-like cadherin-related tumor suppressor homolog
Exons: 7
Coding region: 13-1161 (382 amino acids)
Biological process (GO): homophilic cell-cell adhesion
Cellular component (GO): plasma membrane
Molecular function (GO): calcium ion binding
Source: RefSeq, a predicted model, not a curated record